Molecule: messenger RNA, 240 nt
Organism: Monoraphidium neglectum
Lineage: Eukaryota; Viridiplantae; Chlorophyta; Chlorophyceae; Sphaeropleales; Selenastraceae
Exons: 1
Biological process (GO): DNA replication
Molecular function (GO): DNA binding
Source: RefSeq, a predicted model, not a curated record
GUGUGCCGCAACGCGCCGUCGGGGCAGGCCUUCAGCGAGUACAUGCAGCUCGAGUUCCUCCGGGAGAUAGGGUUCUGCCACAUGCGCAUCGGCGACGGCGUCAACAGCAGGCUGCAGAUGUCUGGGCUGCUGGCGAAGCUGUGCCGCGUGUCGGGCCAGAGCGCGCGGCCCGCGGCGGCGGGGCAGCAGCAGGGCCAAGGGCAGCAGCAGCAGCAGCAGCAGCAAGCGGCGGCGCAUUGA